GAACAAGUUCUAUCAGUGUCAAACGGCGGACAGUGGGGCACGUGGAGUGAUUCCGUAGACAUGUGUGAUCAUUUGACAUACGCUGUAGGAUACGAUUUGAAAAUUGAAAGUUAUCGGGUAGGCGGCGAUGAUUCAGCUCUAAAUGGAAUAAAACUGAUUUGCAAAUCACUGGAUGGCAAGUUAUCUAACACCAAAACAUCGUCUACUGGACCAUGGGGCACCUGGAUGGGUGAAACUAUCUGCCCUGGUACCGAUGGUCCCUUCUUUUUGACUUCCUUUAGUCUUAAAGUUCAAGCUCCGGUGGUCUGGGACAACACUGCGGCUAAUUUCAUCAAGUUUAAGUGCCGCGAUUUUCAUGGUAAGCAGACGGCUUUUGAACUCUCUCAAGAACCUGGAAAAGGCGAUUUUGGAACGUAUGGCCAUUAGAGCUGUGAGUGUGCGGUUAAUUCAGCAAUAUGUGGAAUAAAAACGAGUGUUCAACCAUAUAGAGGAGAUAACACAGCCUUAAAUGACGUUCUGUUUCUCUGUUGUCCUCAAACAAAUGUUAACUUUUAACAUGUCUAUUUUUAUUGGGUAGCUAGAUUUAUAUAGCAUAGUUAAGGAACGACCAUUAUGGUAUUUUGAUCUAUUAAUCUAUUUGAUCUGUGAAUAUUAAAUUGUACAUUGACCGUAACAUAUUUUUAUAUUGUGUACUAUUUACCCUGACUAUAAAGUAUCAAACUAGAUUUAUAGCAUAGUUAAGGAACGACCAUUAUGGUAUUUUAAUCUAUUUGUGUGGGGUCAAGGUCCGAUGUGAAUAUUAAAUUGUACAUUGACCGUAACAUAUUUUUAUAAUUGUAUACUAUUUACCCGGACUAUAAAGUAUCAAACUUGACUUGUUUCUGAUGAUAUUCAGCUUUGUACACAGGUACAGUCCAACUUUACCUUAUGCAAUUUGUACGAUAACAAAGUCAUACUAAGAAAGUAACGUGGAAUUAUCCGAUUUGACAUUUCUCAAGUAGCAAAUGCUAUCAGACUUGACAUGUACUGAAAAUUGUUUAUUUAUUUAUUUAUUUGUUCUGCAACUGUCAUUAGUAAAUAAAAUGUGUAAAGAAAUAGAAUUUAUGGUCAAGUCCUUUAGAAGCAUAGAACUCAACCUAGAAGCAAAAUAAAAGGCUUGGUUUGAUUGAAUCUUUUAACACGAAGCAAUGAAAUAUGCAGCACCCAUCACGCUCCCUAGCACCAACUUAACCUUUCUAUGAUUCUCAUGAAGCAGAAAAUAUAACAACACAGUCUACGUACGGGGAGACUUUUUACGGCCGCUACGCGGCACUUUAAGACUACUGUUUUGAUACUUAAUAAAAUAUGUGACAAUAUCCUUUUGGGAGCAAAGAACGCAAUCAAACAACAUUAUAGCAGAUUCAGUUUGACAUAGUCUUUUUCAUGACAGGUAAUGUAAAGUGCAACACCUCUCACGCGCCCCCUCCUAACCCUGGCAUAAGCGGAAUUAUGUUAUAGUUAAACUGAAUAUUUCCCAUGAUCCCACAGGACCAGAAAAUCUAAAACACUUAGUUCAGUUACAGGGAAACGUAUUACAGCCGCUACACGGCACUUUAAAUAUGGUUAAUAAAGUCUGCGAACAUUCAACGUAAAUAUAAUCGAGAGAAAUAAAAAAAAUCCUAACUGUGCAAAAACACUACCUAUGACCAUGAUUAUAAUAAUCUAAACGAUGCUCUGCCAAAUUAUUGCCAAUUAGUAUUUUAUCGGAAA
Mercenaria mercenaria is the source of this 1749-nucleotide messenger RNA. RefSeq names its product vitelline membrane outer layer protein 1 homolog. The record is from RefSeq and is a predicted model, not a curated record. The coding region runs from base 61 to 426 and encodes 121 amino acids. NCBI's taxonomy places the organism in Eukaryota, Metazoa, Mollusca, Bivalvia, Venerida, Veneridae. The transcript is spliced from 3 exons.